GGACGCCCUUGCGCUAUGAGAUUCGCCCAUUUGGUACGACGAACUCACGCGGCCUUAGUCUCACGAAUGAGGUGAGACUAGAAAAAUAGGGGUGGUACUCGAAACCUGAAUACCAUGUACGUACACUAAGCCCGGAACGGGUGAUGUCGGACUAAUGACUUAUAUAUGUAUCACAUAUUUAUUUCGGGAUGAUUUCAACAUAUGGAUUAACAUAUAUGUUCAUGUACGUAUGUGAUGAAUGAUUCGACAAGUCUAACGCAAAGGUACAGACCUGGAAAUCAUCGGUCGAAACCUUACGGAUGAACGGGAGUGGAAACAACAUCGAAAUUCACCAACUUUGUCAAUCUCGUCACAAUUGGACAGCCUGCGGUAUUUUGGGCAUAUCUCCAUCGUUUCUUCACGGAAUCGCAAACCGUUUGAUUUUGCAGAUUCCUAAGAUGUAAGGCUAUAACUUUCGUAUAGAAAGUAUUUCGAGUUAACAGAUGUAAGAUAGCGUAAAUCGGACCUGAAGUCCAGGGAAAGUUGCUGUCCAGAAUUUCGGCUAUGUCGAUGAACACGACUCCGAUGAUUAACUCACUAAUUUCAACAUUCCAACGCCGAACCCUCUCUACGAUACCUUCCGGAUGUUCAUAAUAAUUUUUAGAGAGUUUAUGGUAGGUAUGGAAUGAAACAAUAUGAAUUUGGUGAAGAAACGCAUGCCAACCCGAGGAGCUCGCCACCACUGGCGCAGUCCCGGUAUUUUGGCCAUAUCUUCUUCGUUACUCAACGAAAUCGCGAGCCGUUUGUUGGGCUGGAUUUGUAUCGUCCGGGGCUACAACUUUGGUUCAAGAAGUAUUUCGAGAUAAUGGGUGGAAAAUUUCAGUUUUUACCUCAAAGUGGACUGAUGUGUUUUGGACUCAAGGUUAGGAAACUUUGGAUGGUUUCUUGCUUGCUUCUUCUUCUUCCUUGAGCCAACUAUGGAGGAGGAGUUGUGUUUUCUUCUCUCCUUGAAGCUGCCGACAGAGAGAGAAUGGAGAGGGAUGGAUGGAUGAAUGAAUGAUGGUGGAUGAUGGUUAUGAGAGUGGAAGAUAAUGAUGAUAUUGAGUGGUGGAGUAUUAUAUGGGAUAGCUUGGAUUGUUGUGGUGUAGUGGGCUUCUUAGGUGGAUGGUUGAAACAAGAGGGAUGCUAAGGAGAUUUGGAAGAGAUUUGAGAAUUGAGUUUUGGCUUUUAGCCAAAACUGAACAAUUUACUUUAAACGCACAAGGAAGGGAGAUCAGAAGCUCAAAAGCCACCAAACCAGGCAACAAUACAGGGAAGCCCUCGGUUAAACUCUUCACUUCUCUUACUACUAAAGCCUUUUUUACUGAUAUUGUGAAGAAAUCAAUUAUAAUGCAAAGGAAUCUUGAUGUGCCUGACUUUAGCAAGAAAACAAAUUUUCUGCCCAUACUCCAUUCAAAAAAGUUGUUCAAAUCUGUUACUCUACCUGGUUCAUUUGUGAAACGAGUAAUUCAAGAGUUUUACAGCAACUUAUCUGAGUCAUGUGUUGAUGUUGAUGAUCCCUCUUACCAUAAAGUUUUUGUUCAAGGAAAGCUCUAUGAUUUCUCACCCGCUGUAAUCAACAAUUUUCUUGGCACUCCUUCAAAUCCUGCAAUUACACCUAUUGCUGAAGAAACUGUGUGGAAUGAUCUUACCAAUGGCCUUAGGGAUUACCAGCAUGGGAAAACCAAAGUACCAUCCUCUGUACUCAAAAGCUCCUAUGCCCUACUUCUCAGAAUUGCUGCCUUCCACUGGCUGCCCACCACACACACUAACACAGUUCCCCUCUGCAUGGCCACUCUACUUUAUAGAAUCAAAAAUCAUGCUCCACUUGAUUUGGGAAGGACUGUGUAUGACCAGGUGAUGACUUUUGCAGCUGCCAAAUUCAAGAAAAACAAGAAUGGCCUUCCAUACCCUUUGCUAGUCUACAGCAUUCUGAGGGAUCAAGGUUUUGAGAAGGAGGAAAAUGAAGAGGAAGAACCCAUACUCUCCUUGUUGCAGGUUGAUAGUAGGCACUUGGAAGGAAGCCACUUCAAUGACAUGGUAGAUACUAGAGCAUCUGGAGGCACAGCCCAGGAUCCCUUCUCUGUUGAUCUACAGCUCAGUUUUCUGGACAAGGAGAUUAAAGCACUCCAGAUGGAUGCGGAUUAUCACCAAGAAAUUGCUCAGAGGUCCACAGAAAGGAGGAACAUGCUCAUCCAUAUUGCCCACACCUUGAGACAAACAAGGGGUGCACAGAGACAGGGGGAGAGCCUGACCAAGCACAGAGCAGCUGCUGCACGUCCAGAUUCAGAGGAAGAAAGCCUAGGAGACAGUGAAGAGGAGUCUUUAUCAUCAGAAUCAGAGGGGGCCACUCAGGAUUCAGCAGAAGAUGACAGCUCAGAGGAGUAAACAUUGUAUAACUGUAGAUUCAGUUCUUCUAAAACACUUUUUUUUGUGGGAAGGGUUGUUCUGCCCUGUUUCUUAUGCUAAAACAUUGCAUGUUUGCUUUUUGUUUGGGAUGAUUUGCAACCUUGCCUGAUGGAGAACUGGUUUAAU
Molecule: messenger RNA, 2553 nt
Organism: Cuscuta campestris
Lineage: Eukaryota; Viridiplantae; Streptophyta; Magnoliopsida; Solanales; Convolvulaceae
Source: the annotation of a GenBank genome assembly